Messenger RNA from Merops nubicus (carmine bee-eater), 1367 nucleotides. It is a transcript of the gene TAPT1, whose product is annotated as transmembrane anterior posterior transformation 1. Lineage: Eukaryota; Metazoa; Chordata; Aves; Coraciiformes; Meropidae. The transcript is spliced from 7 exons. Gene Ontology annotation, cellular component: endoplasmic reticulum membrane; ciliary basal body. The annotation marks the transcript as partial. The record is from RefSeq and is a predicted model, not a curated record. Gene Ontology annotation, biological process: positive regulation of cilium assembly; maintenance of protein localization in endoplasmic reticulum.
AUAUAAAGGAGAGGUUCACCAAUUAUGUGCUGCUACUGAUUGUGUGUCUGAGAAAUAUGGAACAGUUCUCGUGGAAUCCAGAUCAUCUUUGGGUAUUAUUCCCAGAUGUAUGCAUGGUGGUUGCUUCAGAAAUUGCAGUGGAUAUUGUAAAACAUGCCUUCAUAACAAAAUUCAAUGACAUCACAGCAGAUGUCUACAGUGAAUACAGAGCCAGUCUUGCAUUUGACCUUGUUAGCAGUCGACAGAAAAAUGCAUAUACAGAUUAUAGUGAUUCAGUUUCCAGAAGAAUGGGUUUCAUUCCACUUCCACUGGCUGUUUUGCUCAUCAGAGUCGUAACAAGCUCCAUAAAAGUGCAAGGAGUCUUAGCUUAUGUUUGUGUUGUGCUUUUCUACUGUGGGUUAAUAUCUCUAAAAGUCCUUAACAGUAUUGUAUUGCUGGGGAAAUCAUGUCAAUAUGUAAAGGAAGCAAAAAUGGAGGACAAAUUAUUCAAUCCUGUCCUGACUGCCACCCCAGGGAAGCCAGCUGGCAAACAGCAAAGCAUGUUUAAAUCUACCCAAGGAAGUUCCACAGACGAAAAUGGAUCAACAUCAGUUGCCAAUCAGCCUGUGCAUCAGAAGGAGAGUACACCAUCUUUACUUGUAACAAGCAAUUCUGAUCAGUUUCUGACAACUCCUGAUGGAGAAGAAAAAGAUAUAAGCCAAGACAGUUCAGAGUUGAAACACAGGUCUUCAAAGAAAGACUUGCUGGAGAUAGACAGGUUUACUAUUUGUGGAAACAGAAUUGACUAAGUUGUUUGUUUGUUUUUUUUUUUAAAUCAAUGUGCUAAGGAUACUGAGCUGUUGGGACAGCAGAUGCUACCAGAAAUGGACAGUUGCCAAAAAAGGCACAUAAAUAUUUAUUUAAAAACUUAAAUUAUUAAUGGCAAAAAAAUAUUAAUUUCUUUCUACAAGUAACUUGGCUUGGUAUCUGGUCAGGUCAGGUAAGUGAUCUGUAACUUGCCUGUUGGAAAUCGGGGUGCAUCGUGAGUCUCUAGCCUGGUGGCAGAGCUGCAGUGUCACUCUUCUGCCAAAUAGACUGGGAAAAAGCAUAGUCCUGUUCUGCGUUGUGACACCAUGCCUCCAGAACGUGCUGCCUUUCAUGAAGGAUAUUCCUGGAGAUGUGUGACAGCUUUUGAGCGGAAGCUUGCCUUUCCAGUUACCUUGUUUUAUUAAACAUCUGCAAGCAGAAUUCAAAACUUGUGCUUAUAUCAACACAUGCAUAAAGCAUUGGUCAAUAAAACAGUAAGUCAAGAUAGUUUUUCUUGUCAAGAAAAAUCUUUCCAAGAUGUAUCUUGAAAAUCUUGUAAUCGGAAUAAAAUUUUGCCUUUA